Molecule: messenger RNA, 6451 nt
Organism: Cyclopterus lumpus (lumpfish)
Lineage: Eukaryota; Metazoa; Chordata; Actinopteri; Perciformes; Cyclopteridae
Product: vascular endothelial zinc finger 1-like
Exons: 5
Coding region: 440-1573 (377 amino acids)
Biological process (GO): regulation of transcription by RNA polymerase II
Cellular component (GO): nucleus
Molecular function (GO): RNA polymerase II cis-regulatory region sequence-specific DNA binding; DNA-binding transcription factor activity
Source: RefSeq, a predicted model, not a curated record
AGAUUACAAAAGUGUAAUGUUAACGCGACUUGGUGAGCCGCGGCGCGCGACGCUCCCUUGUUUAUUUACCGGCUAUUUGUUCCGCAAAGAACGCGGCGGAAAAAAAGAAAGAAGGAAUUCAAACUAUGCGCACAACGUCGGCUAACACGAGCGGAGAAGGAGCCCAUUUUUUUUUUUUUUUUUUUAAAUUAGCCGUUACCCGUUUUCAGCCCGAAGUGAGAGCCACGGUUUGGCGCUUUUCAAUGCGUGCUAAGACCAGGCCAAUGAAGCCCUCCACCACCAGCACCAUGUGGCCCAGAACAGCCUGCUGCCACUUCUUAAUGCAGGAGCCGAACAAAUCGACCAGAAGCCUAUCCUGCCCAUCCAUAUAGACCACAAGCCCCCUACCAGCGCCGCAGAUCUCCUCAAAGACAAUGUGGCCAGCGGAGGGGGUGCGCGGAUGCCAGUGCCUGUGAUAAAGAAGGAACACAAGGGCAAAACGCCUUUCGUCUGCGGCUACUGCAACAAGGCCUUCCGUGACAGCUACCACCUGCGCCGCCACGAAUCCAGCCACACCGGCAUUAAGAUGGUGUCGCGGCCAAAGAAGACCGCCCAGGCGGCCCCAACCAUGGUGCCCAUGAUCUCGACCAUGUCCCGGGAGAACAACGGCCACCCUUCCUACAUCUCCACGGUGGCGGGCAUUCUCUCCACGGCGACCACCUCGGUUUCCUCGGGCAUGAGCAUCAUGACGUCGUCCGCGAUGGGCAACAUGCCGCACCAAAACAUCCCGAAGAAGCCCGCCAAGCCCGUCAAGAAAAACCACGGGUGCGAGAUGUGUGGCAAGGCAUUUCGGGACGUCUACCACCUGAAUCGCCACAAGCUGUCCCAUUCGGAUGAGAAGCCUUUCGAGUGCCCCAUCUGUCAGCAACGCUUUAAAAGGAAGGACCGAAUGACCUACCAUGUCCGCUCUCACGACGGGGGAGUCCACAAGCCCUAUGUAUGUUCGGUGUGUGGGAAAGGCUUUUCCAGGCCAGACCACUUGAGCUGCCAUGUGAAGCAUGUGCAUUCCUCAGAAAGACCAUUUAAAUGUCAAGUAACGGCCUGUACCUCUGCUUUCGCCACCAAAGACCGACUCCGCUCCCACAUGAUCAGGCAUGAAGGCAAGGUCACCUGCAGCAUCUGUGGGAAGAUGCUCAGCGCAGCCUACAUCACCAGCCACUUGAAGACUCACGGACAGACCAACUUUAACUCCUGUAACAAAGCUACACCGGUGACCAUUUCUGCCCCCAUCACCUCGGCGAUGAACCGGUGCCACUCCAACAACCCUGUCACCAUAGCCGCGCAUAUGAACAUUGGCAGCAACACGCUCAACCUCACAUCUCCAAUCAGCCUCCAGCACCCGGUCACCAUCACCGGGCCACUCAACAUCGCGUCUGUCAACAUCCCCUCCACAGGUUCCAUGAAUAUCGCCCACCCGGUCGCCAUAACGACCACCAUGCCCAUGAACAUGGGCGGUCCGCUCAACAUCGCCAUGAGGUCAAUGGAUAGCAUGCCUUUUCUGUCCCAAGUCUUGCCUUCUUCCCCACCCUGGUAAAAAGAAAAGGAAGAAGGGAAAAAAAAAAAAGAAAGAAAGAGGAGAGAGAGCGCGCAUUGGACUGGCCAGCAAGAAAGGGAAAAUGAAGUGAAACAAGAGACUCCUGUCCUCAUUAGUUGCACCUCGAGCCCGUCUCUUUCUCCCCCGGAACCAUGUUUACUUACCCCGAGGUGAAAAUUUACAUGAGCCGUGCCGCCGGCAGGAGCUCCCCCAAGUCACAGCUGCGUCCCAACUGAUGUUGAGUAACUCACGUGAGAGGCAGAACACUUGAGUAGAAAUCGAGUAGGAUUUAUCGUGAAAUCAGGACAACCGCCGUAAGACUUAGUGUAGUCAGUUAGAGUGAUGAAACUGUGAUUUGUAUGACGACGCGUGAGAGGAGGGGAUUCCUCGAGCACCCCCGAGGACUCCGUAGGAAAACACACCUGUGCUUCUUUUUCUUUUUCGUUAAAAGGGAGAUGAGCAACAGGACUGAAGCAAUAACGAUAUAUUGCUGUUUGUAGAUGUUUUUACAAGUUCUCUCCCAAAGCCUUUGGGUGUUACUUUGUAUGUAUGUUUUUUUUUUUUAUUAUUAUUAUUAUUAUAGCCUGCUAAUCACUAUUUAAUGUUAUAGGAAAUGAGUCUAGAAAAAGGGACAGCAACUUCCAUGUGCUUGGAAGAAUAUUUUUUCACAGUGCUCUAGCUUUUUCUUUUUCUUCUCGGAUCGUAGGUAUGCUCUCACGGUACAGUGACUAACUUGUACAGUUGACAUAGUAAUGUAUUUUCAUGUCGGCAUUUUAAUUUUUUAGCUUUUCGUCAUUUUCAAGUGGAUGUCUCGACGCCCCUUGGCGACGACACAUUCGUGCUUUUUGUUUUCUAUUGGUAUGGAAACACAGAGAUUUUGUUUUUAUUUGCCUAUUUGUGGUGUUCCUUUUUUUUUUUUCUUCAUGAAGUCAGAGUGGAACGAGUCUUGCACUGAAAGCAUAUCCUACACACAGGUGAGCAGCAGUAUUAUCAAAGAUCAAAUUGUAGUCUUAAGUGUUCUGGUUAGCCAGCCUGCACUAUCGAGUGGCGCAACGUGGACAAAAAGGCCUGGCCUUGUAGUGAAGCUUUUUCAGGCUGUUGCGGUCAUCACAAUGGUGACUAAUUAGUCCUGUCUGACUCUUCUGUACACUGUUUUUAUUUUUAUUUUUAUAAAUCAUUUAUCUGUGAAUCGCCCCACGAUAAUUCUAAGGACCCUUCACUCAGGAAACCCACACAAAAUGCCCAUCACACAUGAAAGUGGUUCCUUUUAAAUAUAUCUGCCAUGUAUCUUGAUUCUUGUCCCUUUUUUAGAUAUCUUUUAUAAUUGGGUAUGUCCUGUUAAAAGACUUCCAUCAUGGACUCGCAGUCCGAGAACUAUUUGAUUUUAAAUAUAGCCGUCCAUUUAAAUCAUUUACUGUGCAAUGGCAUACAUGCUGUACCGUUUAUUUUAUUUUUUUUACAUUUCCUUUUGAAGUUCAGCCUCAGGCUGCAAAGGUAUGUGGCGAGAGAGUUUGAUGAAAUGCAAGUUUGUGUCCAUAAAAAAAGAAAAAUGGGACAAGAUUGAUGUUGCAUGACCCCAAACACUGUAGCUGUUGAACAUGAACUAUUUUUAAUGAAUGCCAUGUUAUCUCAACAGUGGUGCAGCGCUGAGUUGAUUCAGUUCAUACUGAAGAAUGCAAUAUGCAUGUUUGUCAUUUUUCCCAAGUUUUGUUUGAAACAAAAUGUUAGUGUAGCUUUUUCUUUGUUCUUAUGCAUUUACGUAGAUUCACUAUGAUAGCCUGUUUGCCAAAUUUGAUACAAUAAUAAUGUGAUAAACUGAACAUUUCUGGUGGAAUUGAACAUCUCUUUAUUUUUUAGGAAAAGAAAAAAGAAUUGGAAAUUCCAUGACCCUUGUGAAAGCAGUUGAAUGUAUAUCUUUGUACAAACCUAUUUUAGUUCCAAGGAUAUGGUAGUUACAAUAGAUGUAAAAGACAAGAUAACUUUUUUUGUAUAAAUCUUUUGUAUUAGAACAUUAACAAUAGUAACUUUGUAUAUAUGAGAGGCUAGGCUUUCCGGUUAGCAGAAAGGUCAAACAUUCCUACAUUUCUUUUAAAUGUAUGUUUGUCAAAUAAUUACAUAAACAUGCGCAAUGUUAUGUGCCUUUUAUUUGGGUUGUCUAAAUAAAAGAAAACUAUCAAAUGUGUUUAUAUGUAUUAAGUAGUGUUCGGUUUGAAAAAAGAACCACUGGUUCAAAGUAGGAGUCCAUCACUAUUUAUCUAGAAACUAUAAGCUUUAGGAGCGCAUCCCAUGGGCCACGCCCCUUGGCGUUUGUGCACACGCUACCACACCAACCCGAAACAAUGUUUAGUGGUUGAGUUUUACAUUUUGUAAAACCAACCACUGUUCUACCCAUUUAGAUUGUGUAGCCUGUAUAUUUGUAUCCAUUAAAUGGGUGUUUUUGCCUGUUAUUUGUACAUUGUGCUAACUAUAUGUAUUCCCAACCGUUAACCAUAACUCAUUGCUAGUUUUCAGUUUGAGUUGUCUUCUAUGCCGCAACUUGUUUUUAUUUAUUUCCCUGCCGAAUGAAAAUCAACCCCCAACCCAACCAGUUCUCUUGGUCCUGGCCAAGUUGCACCCCUUGACUGACAGUAGAGGAGGGCGGGCAGAACACGGAGAUCCCUUCCGCCCUCUGGUUGCAGGAAAGGGGGGCGAAGGGAUCUGUGUAGGUGAACCAAAACGCCAAGUCCUCAAGAGGACGGCCUGAGACACCCGAAAGAAAAUGCUGAUUCCUCUGGGGAACUGCUAAGAGAUCCUGUUGGGACCCCGGCCGGUCCCCACUGGGAACCAACAGGGACACCGUGUGGCUGGGCCCGCUGAGGGCGAAGGAAGGCACUGGGAGAACUAGAACCAGGACUGCGAGAGGCAGACUGGGAGACCCCUUUGCAGUGAAAACACAAUCAACAAAAGAUGAGAGGUCCUCAUAAUAGCUUUGAGUUAAGCAUCUGAACACUUCUUCCAUCACUUUGUGGUUGUGAGUGACCAGCAGGCGUGCAGCAUUUAAACUUCCAAGUGCCUUGUCUAAGGAGAGGGUCUUAUCCGAUUUUAAAUACAAUUAAGUAAAGCUUAAAGUUCAGUUCUUAAUGAAACCGUUGGGGCCAGACUGUGAUAAUAAUUCACGCCACACAUUCAAACCAGACCAGCUGUUGCACUGUGCUCAUGCUUCUCUGACACUCACAACCCACAGGACUGCCCCUGUCAUUCGUCAAGCCUAAACAUCCCGGUGCCGGGGACAUCCCACGAGGGCAGCUGUUUCUGAGAUGGUGGGGCCGCCACAUCUGACACGGCAAAUCACAACACAUUCAGAGUUGCUCGGGUCACGCAGCUUGCCUAUUGUUUGGUCAACAAACCAUUGAAGCCCCUGAGCUGUUUGCAUGUUCACUGAGUUGCAACCAAACAGCGACGGUACUUCAAUGUGUAACUUACCAUAAACGCCAUCAUGUGUUCUGUUGGUGCUUUCACUGUCCCGGGGAGGUUAAUGCGACACAAAGAUCUUCCAUUUCACUGAAUCAUUUUUAAUAAUGGAUUGCGUGCUCUGUUUACAAUUCAAAUCAGGGUCCGGGUUUUUUUUUUUUUUCAGCAAGUGGAUUUCUAUAUUUUUAAUCUGUCCAGACUUAGAAAUACAAAUAGAAACUGCACUCAAGACCCUCUUGAAAGCUGAAUAAUACUUUUUUUUUGCAAUACAGAGUUGCCCAGCAGAUGGUGGUGUCUGCAUAUUUCACUGUUCGGUGCCAUUUGAGUCCUCUGGUUUUAUCCGCCCCUUGUUCCUCCAGCUGGUCCCCACUGUGAGCCUAUUUGCUUACAUUACCCUCUAUGAUAGCAGCCACUUUACUUACUAAAUGGCAAAGUUUGAUUAUUAUCCAUCCUGGAGUGGAUAUUCUAUUUGACUGUUGGAAACCACUGAGAAUACAAAGGCACUCCAGAGAACAGCAUUUGAUGGUGGACAUGUUAACCAGCUAGAUGCCUGUGUGGCGGAACAAAGUACCAAAAAAGUUAAACGUGCUAUUGUGUACUAUUUAUUUGAAGAUCUUCAGCAAUGUAAACCUCUGUUUUUUUUUUUUACUUUAAAGUAGGCUAUGAUCGAGUCAAACAUUUAAGGCUGGUAAAGAACUGAAGCCCCCCUCCUCACAUGUACGCAGUAAAUAUAGUAAAGGUUAGAAGAGGGCCUGUCUCGUAAUAGAAAAAAAAAACUAAGCUCAUUUGACUACUCUCUCCGGCAGCUGAAGUACGCAGGAGGCCUGCUCGGGCUUAUUUCCUGUUUUCAGAUUGUUUGUGAUAAUAAGAGGCAAUGGAUACGCUUCUAGAUUCUGGUCAGAAGGGGCUUGAAAUAGAAUAAAAUAAGGUACAUGCGUACAGUUUGUGUACAGUACGCGUUCACACGAUUAAUUCCCUGAAAAGUGCAUCGAUGACACCUGAUGAUGCCAGUUCACUGUGAGACCAGCGGGCCGGGACUCUCUUUUACCCCGUGAUUAAAUAACAACACACAUUUCACUCGACAACAAAACGCCACUUUAUCUGCGGUCAUGAUGACCAAAGCUAAAAGCAAACAUGUUGUGUCAGAGCCAACUUGCAGACAGCUGCAAGCUUGUAUGACAAUUCAAAAGCCAAGUUGCUCUUGAAUUGCUCCAGGUCAAGUAUUUGUCAAAGACUGGGUCAAGACCCCAGUGGUGGGGGUGGGGGGGAUUCAGUCAGGUUGCCCAAUAAAUUCUUCCACCCUCUUUUACUUCACUGUUUUACAUCUGCAGUACACCUUUGAGACACACGAGGGAGCCUGCAUGUUUGUAUUGAUAAUUGUAGCCUAUACUUGUACUGUUGAACCUGACAUUAAAGGUGUGGUGUAUA